UCCCCGUCCGCCUCGCAUCCCCGCCAGCCCUCGCUGCCCCCGUUCGCACCCUUCCCCCGGCGACUCGCCCCCAACCAACCGCCGUGUGGCGCUCUCCCGCGCUCCCUGUCUCCAGCUCGGCCUCGACGCACUUUGCUGCUGCCACCAUGGAACAAAGACGGCGGCCCGAGUACAACCUCGACAUCUUCGCAGAUGCUGCCUUUGUCAAGGAUGUCGUCAAGGCAAUCCUGCACACGAUUUUCUUUCACCGGUACUUUACCUCGAUAUCGCCCCUGACACGCGACCUGCUCGACCUGACGCUACCCGCCAUCGACGAUGUCGACCUUGAAACCCUUAUUGAGCAGAAGACGUUUGCGCUCGUGCGCUCCAUAGACAGCACCCACCAGCCACGCGGACGAGGUCAGAUUGUCGUCCAGUUCUUCGAGAAGAAGCGGAGAAAGACGUACUUUUUCGGAAAGGCAGACGAAGACGUUUGCUGGGAGCAGUGGACGCUUGACGUGACUCUCGCCCAGCCCCGGACCGAGACUGACGCCCUCAAGGUCCGUCGCGCAAUGACAAAGUCGCUGGAAAAAGCCGCGCACAAGAUCAUCGCCAUCGUCAACCGCGACAAAGACCACAUUCCUCCUAUCACCACUACCGACGCCAACCCCUUCCCCUACCAGAUUGUCGUCAACCCAAAGUCUGCUGAAAACGACUGGCGGCCCCGCAUCGGCCUCUUCUAACCUCGAAACUAUCUGGCGGUGAAAAGAAAAAAAUCAAAGGAAGCGCAACUGUAUAUAUGUAUCACCUUGCUCCAUCAACCGGGCAAGACCAAGUUCAACACGAGUAGGAUGUAAUAUUUUGUCGCUCACUGCGACAUAAAAGAGAUGGGAAAAGCCCUCGAUUCCAUAUACCGGCCGUAUUAGAGAUGGGCCGCGGCGUUUUAUUUUUUUUCUUUUUGCGAACCCUCCCUUUCCUUUCCCCCUUUCGCCGCCGCCGCCACCACUCCCAAAAGCUCCACUGUACAGUGUCCGCCAUGUCGGGCAACCUUUCCCUCAAAGCAAACCUUGCGAACCACCUGUAUCGGAAAGUCCCAAGAACAUGAGCGUUUUGAUUGUUUGUUACCUACUUGCUACUAUAGCUACACAAGAUACCCCAAUUCCCCAAAUGAAAUUACACUGUUUUU
Bipolaris maydis ATCC 48331 is the source of this 1165-nucleotide messenger RNA. RefSeq lists its product as uncharacterized. Gene Ontology annotation, biological process: autophagy; autophagosome assembly. Gene Ontology annotation, cellular component: phagophore assembly site. Lineage: Eukaryota; Fungi; Ascomycota; Dothideomycetes; Pleosporales; Pleosporaceae. The record is from RefSeq and is a predicted model, not a curated record.